UAUCAGUCACGGACCUCGCUUCCUACUUGCUGACACUCACAUCACAAUGCCUUCCGACUACAAAUUUCAUGGCUGGGUGGGACUCGGCAAAGACUCUGCCAAUGGUAAGAUGGUCUGGCGAGAGUUCAGCCCUAAGCCAUUCAAAGAGACAGAUAUCGACAUCAAGGUCACCCACUGUGGUAUCUGCGGCUCAGACAUCCAUACUCUACGGAGCGGGUGGGGGCCAUCACUAUACCCUGUUGUCGUGGGCCACGAGAUUGUAGGGACCGUUGUUCGCGUGGGUUCUAAAGCCGAGGGAGGGUUCAAAGUCGGCGACCGGGUUGGAGUCGGCGCUCAAAGUAUGUCGUGUCUACGGCCAGACUGCGAUGAGUGCUCCAAUGACUGUGAGAAUUACUGCCAGAACGGCCAAACCGGCACUUACAAUGGCAAAUACCGGGACGGCAGUAAAUCAUACGGAGGAUACGCCGACUACUGGCGAGGUCCUUCGCACUUCGUCUUCAAGAUACCAGAUGCCCUGGAAAGUGAUCUUGCCGCCCCUAUGCUCUGUGGCGGCAUCACGGCCUUCUCACCACUCCUCCAUCACAAGGCUGGGCCUGGCAAGACCGUAGCCGUGGUUGGGAUUGGCGGGCUGGGUCAUUUCGGGAUAAUGGGAGCCAAGGUGCUGGGCGUCGACAAGAUCGUUGCCAUCUCUCGCACGUCCUCAAAGAAGGCCGAUGCUUUGAAGAUGGGCGCCGAUGACUUCAUCGCCACCGACGAGGACAAAGGCUGGAACAGGAAGCACAGAAAAAGCAUUGACAUCAUUGUCAGCACCGUCUCCAGCCCAAAUAUGCCUUUGCAACAGUAUCUCCAGCUCCUACGGUUUGGUGGAGUGUUUGUACAGAUCGGAGCCCCGGAGGACAGUUUGCCUCCAAUCAAUGGCUUUCAGCUGUUGGGCAAGCGGUGCAGCAUCACGGGUAGCAGCAUCGGGAGCCCCAAGGAGAUCAGGUACAUGUUGGACCUGUUCGCAGAGAAAGGCGUACGGACCUGGAACAACAACGUGCCCAUGAAGGAUGCAAACAAAGCCAUUGUAGAUAUGGAGGCCGGCAAAGCGAGGUAUCGCUAUGUGCUUGUCAAUGAGCAGCACGCAUCUCACCUAUGAUAGGGGAUUCUCCCAAGAACCAUAUAGGCUAUAGGAACGAUCACUAUCUCGAGACCAGCAUGAAGGG
Molecule: messenger RNA, 1205 nt
Organism: Exophiala xenobiotica
Lineage: Eukaryota; Fungi; Ascomycota; Eurotiomycetes; Chaetothyriales; Herpotrichiellaceae
Exons: 1
Coding region: 47-1138 (363 amino acids)
Biological process (GO): alcohol metabolic process
Molecular function (GO): zinc ion binding; alcohol dehydrogenase (NADP+) activity
Source: RefSeq, a predicted model, not a curated record